UCCCCGUUUCAGGUAGGUGUGCCAUUGUGCGUCUUCUUGACGGGACGUGACACUGUGGUCGGGACGCCUGUGUGCCCCCUGGGCGCCGCUCCGUGCUCUGGGAACGUGGGCCUGCCUUGGCCGCGUGGCUCCCCUCUCCUGAAAUGGAGCGUGCCGUGGGGUUGGGGAUGCUGGGCAGCCCCCUCUCCUGUCCCAAGCCGGUCAGCAGACGUCUGAUAAAACGGACCCUGAGUCACACCGAUGGUGGCGUCUGUGCAGGUGGCAGCGAGGGUUCCCUCCGUGCCCCUUGCUUGUCCGGCGUGCUGAGGCGCUGGGGGCAGAGGCCUGGGAUGCCAGGCGCCGGGGGGGUCAUGUCGUCGCUUCAGAUGUGCAGCUUAGAAGAAAGGUGAUCGUUUCGGUAACUUCUCCCCUGUGGGUACUGACCUGUGGUGACAUUUUGGCCCUUUUACCAGAUGCGCUCAUGGGCCAGGUGUGUGGGGUGUGGCCAGAGCCAAACACGAUGCAGUACAUGAGGUGAUGGGAGGCCCCUUGCCUUUGUGGCUCGGCGCUGGUAGGUCCCGUUGAGACGUGCCGCCUCCUGUCACGGGGGCUGCUCUGCUAGCUGUUGAGCUAACUCAAUUAUGUUACUGCCGAGCAGAUCUUAUGUUGUCUUUUCUUUGUUUUGCUGAUCAGACUUCGAGCGGAAGCAGGUGAAUCUGAUUUGUUUCACUUCCCAGGGUUAGAUUACCUGCCCCACAAGUUAAUCCCCGAAGGUGACCCCAGAUGACCCGCUCGCCUCCCAUGGUGUAGCGGUGUAGACCCCUGGCCCUGGGAGUGAGCUCCUCGAACCAGGGCCUGCCACAGAAUGGGCUCUCCUGGUUUGCGUGGCAUGAGGUCUUUGCUGUGGAGAGAGUGCCGCACACUGGCACCGCCCCCGCGUCUGCCUGUGGGCCUCCCGGUUGGUUAGCACCUUUGUUGGGACCCCGAGUGUGGCAGCAAGGGCGGGGGGACUCUGGUGCCUGGGGUGGAGUGGGACCAGGGGCCUGGGUGCCAGGCCGGCCCUGCUUCGUGCUCCAUGGAUGGGCUUCCCUUGGUGCGGAUUGUUCCGGAGGGUUCUGGAGGAUUCUGGAGGGCCCCGUGGGGCCCAGUGGAAGCCUCCAUGUCCUGGCAGACCUCCCUGCGUCCGCCCGUGGAGCCCAGGCCUGCUGGGCCACCGUCGCCCAGGGGGUUUUCAGUCUGUCCUGGGCUGCCCUGCAACCUGACGGCUGUCGUGAGUCCUGUCAAUGGGACCGCAGAGAGCACAUGGAGGACUUUGACAGUAAUGUGUGUGUUUUCUCUUUUGUCCACCAGACUUCAUGAGGAAAUAAUUGACUUUUAUAACUUCAUGUCCCCUUGUCCUGAAGAAGCAGCCAUGAGACGGGAGGUGGUGAAACGGAUCGAAACGGUGGUUAAGGACCUCUGGCCAGCGGCUGAUGUACAGAUAUUUGGCAGCUUUAGUACGGGCCUCUAUCUUCCAACGAGUGACAUCGACUUAGUGGUCUUUGGGAAGUGGGAGCGCCCUCCCCUGCAGCUGCUGGAGCAGGCGCUGCGGAAGCACAACGUGGCCGAGCCGUGCUCCAUCAAGGUCCUCGACAAAGCCACGGUUCCGAUAAUAAAGCUCACAGACCAGGAGACUGAAGUCAAAGUCGACAUCAGCUUUAACAUGGAGACCGGGGUCCGGGCAGCGGAGCUCAUCAAGAAUUACAUGAAGAAAUACUCGCUGCUGCCGUACUUGAUUUUAGUGCUGAAGCAGUUCCUCUUGCAGAGGGACCUGAACGAGGUUUUUACAGGCGGAAUCAGCUCAUACAGCCUCAUUUUAAUGGCCAUUAGCUUCCUGCAGUUGCAUCCAAGAAUUGAUGCCCGGAGAGCUGAUGAAAACCUUGGAAUGCUUCUUGUAGAAUUUUUUGAACUCUACGGAAGGAAUUUUAAUUACUUGAAAACUGGUAUUAGAAUAAAAGAAGGAGGUGCCUAUAUCGCCAAAGAAGAGAUCAUGAAAGCCAUGACCAGCGGGUACAGACCAUCGAUGCUGUGCAUUGAAGACCCUCUGCUGCCUGGAAAUGACGUGGGCCGCAGCUCCUACGGGGCCAUGCAGGUGAAGCAGGUUUUUGACUACGCCUACAUUGUUCUCAGUCAUGCUGUGUCGCCCCUCGCGAGGUCCUAUCCAAACAGAGACUCUGAAAGCACCCUGGGAAGGAUCAUCAAGGUCACUCAGGAGGUGAUCGACUACCGGCGGUGGAUCAAGGAGAAGUGGGGCGGCAAGGCCCCGCCCGCGCCGGAGCCUGACAACAGGAUUAAGGUAAAGGAGCGAGUGGGCGCGUGCGACGGGGACCCGCCGCAGCGCCGGGAGCCCGAGCCGCCCUGCAGCCAGCGCCUGACCCUGUCCCUGCCCAGCCCGCAGCUGCUGUCCUCAGGCUCCUCCACCUCCUCCGUGUCCUCGCUCUCGGGGAGCGACAUCGAUUCGGACACGCCGCCCUGCACAACGCCCAGCGUCUACCAGUUCAGCCUGCAGGCGCCGGCCCCCCUGCUGGCCGGCCUGCCCACCGCCCCUCCCGUGCCAGGUGGCAAAGCUCAGGCCGCUGCCUCCAGGACGCUGGUCAUGGCGACCACCACUCAGACCAGGUUUACGAUACCUCCACCGGCCCUCGGCGUGGCCCCUGUGGCCUGCAGGCAGGUUGGCGUCGAAGGAACUCCAGCGUUGAAAGCUGUUCAGCACAUGUCUUCCCCGGCCAUUCCGUCCACGUCCCCCAACCCGCUCUCAAGUCCUCACCUGUAUCACAAGCAGCACAGCGGCAUGAAGCUAUCCAUGAAAGGGUCGCACAGCCACGGCCAGGCCGGCGCGUGCGGCCCCGUGGGCAGCGGAGGCGUGCGGCCCCCCGUGGGCAGCCGGGGCCACCACCAGUACAACCGCACCGGCUGGAGGAGGAAAAAACACACACACACGAGGGACAGCCUGCCUGUCAGUCUGAGCAGAUAAUAGCCCGCGACGGCGCCUCCCGGCCCCCGCUCUCCACGGACUCACGCCGGGUGGCCUGGCGCCCGGCCAGGAACUGAGACCAGCACCCCGCACGCCGGCCGGGGCCCCCGGAGCGCCCACCGCUGAUCACUCUGCAUGUUCCUCGUGUGGUGGUCACGUCCAUCUUCCAGAACAGCUCCCUGUGC
Molecule: messenger RNA, 3177 nt
Organism: Suricata suricatta (meerkat)
Lineage: Eukaryota; Metazoa; Chordata; Mammalia; Carnivora; Herpestidae
Gene: TENT4A
Product: terminal nucleotidyltransferase 4A
Exons: 12
Coding region: 1055-2992 (645 amino acids)
Biological process (GO): RNA 3'-end processing
Cellular component (GO): TRAMP complex; nucleolus
Molecular function (GO): mRNA binding; poly(A) RNA polymerase activity
Source: RefSeq, a predicted model, not a curated record